AACCUGGAAUUAUGGAUUCUCAACAAAAUCUCUCCAAAACUCUGCCUCUUCUUCUUGUCUUUCGCUCACCUUCUAUGCCUCCUUUCUUCUUCAAAUCCCAGUUACAAGCUCAUUUCCAUCUCCUCGACCCGCUCGACUCCUCCGAACCAUAUCAUUCUUUCCUCACCCGGCAUGCUCCUUCCGUGCUUGCCCUUCUCUGCGUGGGAAAUACUCCAGUCUCCUCAGAAACCCUUUCCCUUCUUCCUUCUUUGAAGCUCGUUGUCGGUUCAAGUGCUGGACUUGACCACAUCGACUUGCACGAAUGCCGCCGCCGAGGCAUUGCCGUCACAGACGCUGGUCAAGCAUUUUCCGAGGAUGUUGCAGACUUUGCUGUUGGGCUUCUAAUCGAUGUUUUCAUACGAAUGUCAGCCGGUGAUCGGUAUGUUCGGUCCGGGUCGUGGGUCACAAAGGGAACAUACCGACUUGGUGGCAAGUUGAGUGGAAAGCGAAAUGGAAUUGUGGGGCUUGGAAGAAUCGGGUCCGAGGUUGCAAAAAGGCUGGUAGCAUUUGGUUGCAGCAUUGCCUACUGCUCUAGAAAGGAGAAGCCAUUAGUCCCUUACGCUUACUAUUCCACCGUCAAUGACCUUGCAAAGAACAGCGAUGGUCUCAUUCUUUGUUUUUCUUUGACAAAAGAAACUCACCACAUGAUCGACAGUGGCGUCAUGGAAGCGUUAGGGAAGGAAGGAGUGGUCAUUAACAUUGGAAGAGGGGCUUUGAUCGAUGAGAAGGAACUGGUGAAGUCUUUGGUGCAAGGGCGAAUCGGUGGAGCCAGUCUCGAUGUUUAUGAAGACGAACCCUCUGUGCCGCAAGAGCUGUUUGCGAUGGAGAAUGUUGUGUUGGCUCCUCAUGCUUCUGUUUACACUCCAGAAUCAUCUGCGGCAUUGCAAGAGCUGGUUAUAGGGAAUUUGAAGGCAUUUUUUUCUAAUGAGCCUUUGCUUUCACUAGCUCCACUUGAAUGAA
Molecule: messenger RNA, 999 nt
Organism: Hibiscus syriacus
Lineage: Eukaryota; Viridiplantae; Streptophyta; Magnoliopsida; Malvales; Malvaceae
Product: glyoxylate/hydroxypyruvate reductase HPR3-like
Exons: 3
Coding region: 12-998 (328 amino acids)
Cellular component (GO): cytosol
Molecular function (GO): hydroxypyruvate reductase [NAD(P)H] activity; glyoxylate reductase (NADPH) activity; NAD binding
Source: RefSeq, a predicted model, not a curated record